Molecule: messenger RNA, 1183 nt
Organism: Spea bombifrons (plains spadefoot toad)
Lineage: Eukaryota; Metazoa; Chordata; Amphibia; Anura; Pelobatidae
Product: CD59A glycoprotein-like
Exons: 4
Coding region: 117-485 (122 amino acids)
Source: RefSeq, a predicted model, not a curated record
AUAAAAGUCUGGAAGGAAACGACGUCCCUCCUUCUUAUCCACCCCUAUUCACAGGAUCAUUUCACCACUUCCACUGCAGUCAGAACAGGGAGCCGUCGCACCGCAGGGAAGACGCCAUGGAUUCAAACUGGGGGCCCCGUGCCGUGAUCUGCCUCGGCCUGACUCUGCUUGCGUUGUGCUCCACUAGUCUGGCCCUCGAGUGUUACGAGUGUCCACAAUUAAGCACUGACAAGUGUGAACACAAGGCCAGCUGCGUCGCACCGAAAAACACUUGUCUGAAAGUCACAUCAGAGGGCAAAUCCUUAUACCAGUGCUGGGAGAGCAACCGAUGUGACAUAAACAGCAUUAAAACCGACUUCCGGCUGACCAAAUUCACUUCCUCCUGCUGCCAGAACAACUUGUGCAACCACAGCGCGGCCAGCCUGCCCCUCACAUACUUGGUGCUGGCUCUGGCCGCGGUGCUUCUGCUGAUGUCCUCCUGCUGAUUGCGCGGCCGGUUCUUUCCCGCCGGCAAUCUCCGGCUUUAUCUGUUGGCAAAACUAAUCGGCGUCUAUUACAGAAACCGCGUACGAGUCUAGCGAGCUUAACGGCAUUGCCUGCGUUUUCACCGUUAUUCCUCCCCUGCGCUGCACACCUCGAUAAUAUUAAUAAAAUAUAUAAUAUAUUAAAUUUAUAUUUACUUUAUAUACACAACCAGAUCAGUGCCGCCGGCUGCAUGCGCAUAACGCAACGCCUGGCCACGAAUAGCCAGCACUAAUGUCAUUUGGGGGCUGCCAGGGCUGCUUAGUCAACCUCUAGAUUGUAAGCUCCUUUGAGCAUGGGCCUCCUCACCUGUUUCUGCAAGUCAGAUUGUGAUGUCAUAUAUUACUCAAGUCCGGUCUACCCGUUGUACAGCGUUACGGAAUAUGACGGCGCUACAUAAAACAGCAAUAACUCAAGUCCGGCUCUGCCAGAUGGUUGCAAGAUUAAAGCAAUGGCAGCGUUUCAGCUUUCCUUGUCUGCGUAUGAUGUCAUGAUUGAUUUCUGCAAAUUCUAUUCUGUAAUUUUUUUGAGAGUUCCAAAAAGUAUCAUUCUUUCUAGAUCUCCUGCGUCGUCCGAUAGAGGCUGGUUGGAAUGUAGGCUUUUUUCACCCCAAUAUUCAAUUAAAAAUAUUCAAUAAAAUAUUGUUUCUGAAAUCUAUAAA